This is a messenger RNA of Cyphomyrmex costatus, 1056 nucleotides long. RefSeq names its product acyl-CoA Delta(11) desaturase-like. The coding region runs from base 1 to 1056 and encodes 351 amino acids. Gene Ontology annotation, cellular component: endoplasmic reticulum membrane. NCBI's taxonomy places the organism in Eukaryota, Metazoa, Arthropoda, Insecta, Hymenoptera, Formicidae. The transcript is spliced from 5 exons. The record is from RefSeq and is a predicted model, not a curated record. Gene Ontology annotation, molecular function: stearoyl-CoA 9-desaturase activity; iron ion binding. Gene Ontology annotation, biological process: unsaturated fatty acid biosynthetic process.
AUGGCACCAAAUAUUUUAAGCACAGAGUCAAAAAUGCUUACGGAGGAAAAUACAGAAAAUGAAAAAUCUUCGAUUACUACAAAGAUGAUAGAUGAUAAAAAUAACGAACAAAACAGAAGCAAGAGCUAUAUAAAAACAAAAGGCUCGUUAAAGAUGGAGCUGAAGUGGUUUAACAUUGUAACUCUUAGUUUAUUCCACUUAGGUUUUGUAUAUGCCUGCUUUACUUUUAAAUUUUUCGAAAAUCUGAAGACGACCUUAUGGUUAAUCGUCAUGAUUCUAACAUCAGGAUUAGGCGUUACUGCCGGUGUUCAUCGUUUAUGGACCCAUCGAGCUUAUAAAGCAAAAUGGCAGCUUAGAACUAUACUUGCCAUCUUUUAUACUUCGGCUGGCAUGAAUGACAUUCAUGAAUGGGUGCGAGAUCAUCGGGUGCACCACAAAUAUACGGAUACGGAUGCGGAUCCGCAUAACAGUAACCGAGGGUUCUUUUUCUCUCACGUCGGUUGGUUGAUGAUGAAGAAACAUCCGGAUGUGAUUCGAAAGGGUUCUGAGAUCGAUAUGAGCGAUAUAUUGGCUGAUCCUGUUGCUGCAUUUAAUGUCAAAUAUUUUUCGAUAUUAAAAUUUAUAUUCGCUUUCCUGCUUCCGGUGAUGUUGCCUGUAUAUGCAUGGAAUGAGACUUGGUCUAGAGCUAUUGUUUCGCAAAUUUUUAUUCGUUAUGUAUUCACUUUAAAUGGCACAUGGAGUGUCAACAGUGCGGCUCAUAUUUGGGGCUCAAAACCAUAUGAUGUGCAUAUAAAUCCAACAGAGAACUGUUGGGUUAACUGGACUACGGGCGGUGAAGGAUCGCACAAUUAUCAUCACGUUUUUCCGUGGGACUACAAGGCUUCCGAGUUUCCCAAUUCCACGACCACAAAUUUCAUUAACUUCUUUGCGAAAUUUGGGUGGGCAUACGAUUUGAAAGAACCGUCAGAAGAACUUAUAAAGACCGUUGCGAUGAAGAAAGGUGAUGGAAGUCAUUCUUUAUGGGAAGCUGUGCCAUAUCCACCUAAAAUUAAAUAA